Agelaius phoeniceus (red-winged blackbird) is the source of this 2049-nucleotide messenger RNA. NCBI's taxonomy places the organism in Eukaryota, Metazoa, Chordata, Aves, Passeriformes, Icteridae. The record is from RefSeq and is a predicted model, not a curated record.
AUGCGCUGGCCCUGGCUGCUGUCGCAGCUGUCGCUGCUGCUGUCGCUGCUGUCGCUGCUGUCGCUGCCCUUCGCGCUGGCCCUGCCCGCGGCGGCCCCGAGCCGCGGUGGCCCCGGGGUGGCCCUGGUGGCGCUGGAGGCGCUGGUGGCGUCGGGCGAGGGACAAUUGUCCCUUGCGGAGCUGGGGGCCCUCGUGGCGCAGGCGGGCGGCCGUGCGCAGUGCCCGCGCGAGCCGUGCGGAGAGUGUCCCUCGGUGCCAGCGCUGCUGGCCCUGGCUGGGAAGGCCCCGGGUGGCACCGCCGGGCUCGAGGCCACCGAGCUGUCCUGGCUGGGGGCGGCUGUGGUGGCCACGCUCAGGGACCCCCCUGAUGCCACCUGUGGGGACAUCGGCGGGGACACCAAUGGGGACAUCCAUGGGGACAUCGGCGGGGACACCAAUGGUGACACCAACGGGGACAUCCAUGGGGACAUCCAUGGGGACACCAAGGCCACUGCAGGGUCCUGGGCCAGCCAUGUCCGUGCCCUGCACCGGGAGUUUGUCACCGAUGCCACCGAUGUCACCGGUAAUGUCACCGUCACUGCCACCAGCCACGGUGGCCCCAGGCUGCGGGAGGUGGCCGAGCUGCUGGCGGCCAUCGAGCCCAACUACCGCAGUGACAGCGGCCACCAGGCCUGCAUGGACGCUCGGGGGGUGCUGGCGGCCGCCACCAGGAUGUCCCCAAGGGUGGGGACAGGACGGGAGCUGGUGGCACUCGGGGUCCUGGUGCUGCGCGGCCACCGCCUCUGCCCUGGGGACAGCGGGGACAGCGGGGACACGGCCAGCGCCCGGUGUGGGGACAGCAGCUGGCACCUUGGGGACACCGGUGACAUUGACACCCCCCAUGGGAGCAUGGGCACCUGGCACUGUGGGGACACCGGUGACAUCAACGCCUCCCGUGGGGACAUGGACAGCAGGCAUGGUGACAUUGGGAGCCACCUUGGGGACACGGACACCUGGCACGGGGACAGCCACCCCAUCGAGAGCCAGCACGGCCCCACGGCCCCCAGCUCUGGGGACAGCGGUGACAAUGUCACUGUCCCCACGGCCACCAACAGCACCGAGCAUGAGGAGCAGCUCGGUGUCACCGAGAGGUACCUGCUGGGGACACUGACGGCGCUGGCGCUGGCGCUGGUGCCGCUGGUGGCGCUGGCCCUGGUGCUGUGUCCCCGCUGUCCCCUGUGCUCGCGCUGUCCCCACGGUGCCGGAUGUCGCCGAUGUCGCCCGUGUCGCCUGUGUCCCCCGCGCUGGUGGCGCCCCCUGCUGGACGGGCUGGCGGCCGGGGCGCUCAGCGGGGACGCGCUGCUGCACGUGCUGCCGGAGGCGCUGGGGGUGCACAGCCACUCCGGGGGGGGACACUCGGAGCACGGCGGGGACACCCACAGCCCCCCCUGGGAGCUGCUGGCCGUGCUGGGGGGGCUCUACGGGGGCUUCGUCCUGGAGCGGCUGCUGGGGGGGCUGGGAGCGCCCCCCGAGGAGGUGAAGGAUGGAGACCCCACCCCUGACCCCGCCCAGAGCACGCAGGAACUGACCAAUCACGGCUCCGGCCGCGCGCAGGCGCUGUUGCUGUCGGCAGGGGGCGCCGUUCACCGCCUGGCGGACGGGCUCGCGCUCGGCUCCGCCUUCGCCGCUUCCGGCAGCGCCGGGGCCGCCGCGGGGGCGGGGCUGGCCCUGCACGAGCUGCCCCGGGCACUGAGUGACGCGCUGGUGCUGUCGCAGUCGGGGCUGGGCACUCGGCGCACGGUGGCCCUGGCGGCGGCCGCGGCGCUGCCGGUGGUGCCGGGGGUGGUGGCCGGGCUGGCCCUGGGGGCCGCCCCCGCCGCCCGCACCUGGCUCGCGGCCCUGGGAGGGGGCUUCCUGCUGCACCUGGCGCUGUGCCACAUGGUGCCGGCCAUGCUGUCCAUGCGCUCCCCCAGCCCCUGGGCGCUGCUGGGGCUGCAGAGUGCGGGGCUGCUCGGGGGCUGGGCGCUGCUGCUGCUGCUGGCCCUGAAUGAGCAGGGGGACGAGCACUGA